CUAAAAGAUAAUAAGAGUAAUAACUCCUACAGUGAAAUGAAUUACGGGGCUGGUAAAUCAAAGUUUUACACUUCAAUUGAUAGCGUUAGUCACGCUAAUGUUAGUAAACUUUCAGCUCCAAGCACCAAAAAAGAUCAAACGUUAUAUUUAUCCAAUUCUACUUUUUACAACGAUACACAAGAAUCUAAACCGGAAUCGUGGAGCAACACCGAUAUCAACGUAGUUAGACAAUGUCGUACCCAAGACUGCAAAUUUUUUGGUUCGGCCGAAAAUCAAUUUUAUUGUUCGCAGUGUUGGUCCGACGUCGGCGCUGAGACGAAAUUCAAGCUACCUUAUGAUAAUAAGUUUUGUCAAACAAAAAAUAAAUGAGCCUGAUUUGAUUUUGUUCUCGGCACGAUUUUGCAGCUUCAAGCCAAUUCAUCGUUUUCUACUCGUGCAUAUAGUAUUCAAUCACAUUUCUUUUCUUAACGUAGCUUGCAAAAGGAUUGUACUUUUGUUAAUUUUAUCAUAAUCCAUCCAACGACGAAUGUUAUUAAAGUUCAUGUUUAUAUGAAGUAAACUACACCUCAAGUAACGUAAGAUAGUUUUAAGCUUCAUGUUGAAAAUUAGAGCUUUAUUCAAUUCACCUACUGAUGUGUUGCGACUUAAAUUCAUGAUCAAAUAUAUUUUCGUACGAUUCUUGUACUUUAUUAUUUUUUUAUUUCUCUGUAAUUUGAAUUAGGUACAGUCGACGUUAUGCCAAAAAUAUACGUAUAUUGAUGUAUAGUUAAAAGUUCACGAGCUUUAAAAAUAUUUAAUGUCGGAACUACCUACCUUAACUAGAGUAUUUGAACCCAUGGAUCAAUAACGACAAUCCUGCCUUGCCUUGUGCGCCCAUAACAAAAUAAUUAAUACUCGACAAUACGUCACGCUUAUUUAAGUUAUUAAAAUUUUUCUUUUUCAAUCACGUGCUUCGUAGUUCUUACCAUCAUAAACGACUAUAAACAAUUGAAGCGUACGACACAGUAUAUUUUUGCGAAUCUCUUCAACAAUUAAUGAUCAAAAUUAAUUUAAAAUGAGAAUAUAAAAAAAAGUAC
Molecule: messenger RNA, 1076 nt
Organism: Copidosoma floridanum
Lineage: Eukaryota; Metazoa; Arthropoda; Insecta; Hymenoptera; Encyrtidae
Product: OTU domain-containing protein 7B
Biological process (GO): protein K48-linked deubiquitination; protein deubiquitination involved in ubiquitin-dependent protein catabolic process; protein K11-linked deubiquitination
Cellular component (GO): cytoplasm; nucleus
Molecular function (GO): DNA binding; K63-linked polyubiquitin modification-dependent protein binding; zinc ion binding
Source: RefSeq, a predicted model, not a curated record